Pundamilia nyererei is the source of this 1667-nucleotide messenger RNA. Its product is annotated as high affinity cGMP-specific 3',5'-cyclic phosphodiesterase 9A. The record is from RefSeq and is a predicted model, not a curated record. Bases 1 to 1617 code for a protein of 538 amino acids. The transcript has 14 exons. Gene Ontology annotation, biological process: signal transduction. Gene Ontology annotation, molecular function: 3',5'-cyclic-nucleotide phosphodiesterase activity. NCBI's taxonomy places the organism in Eukaryota, Metazoa, Chordata, Actinopteri, Cichliformes, Cichlidae.
AUGGAAACAAAAGUAAUCUACUUCACGGUGAACGGGAGACCGGAGCAGGCGGAGUUCCCGGUUGAUUGUCCGGCUCAGGACGUCAAAGAUCUGUUCCGCUCUGCCGCCGAGGCCGGACCCCAUGACAUCCUGAAACUGUACAACCCUAAAGGCAACAUCAUCAACAUUUCUCCGAGCCUUGAACCCAACAGCCCCAACCUGUGCUACAAGCUGGAGGUGGUGGCUGCCGACUGUAACAGUGAGCUGUUAGGUGCCGAGCUUGCUGGUGCACUAGGAUUUGACCUGUCAUCCAUGGAAAAAAGACUGCAGGGCCUGGAGAAGAAAAUCCUCAUCGAGGCUGGCGAGACGCCUGCAGUUGUGUAUGAGAUGAAGAAGCAGGUGGAUUCAUUCAGAGAGAAACUGGAGAGUGUGGAGCAUCUAAGCUGGCUGGGGCUGUUCAAAGAUCUCUCGGAGGGAACCCACAAGCCCUCACCGUUCUACCACAAAAGGACGCUGCGUAAAACCAGGGAAGAGUGUGAACAUGUGCGGGAAAAGUUCCUGCAAAUGAGCACUUUGGAGGUAUCUGAGGAAGUGAGGCAGUACCUGAAGACGCCAACCUUUGAUAACUGGCAGUGGGAGGAUGCAGAGAUUAUGGUGCUCCUGCAAGUCAUGUACACAGAUUUAGACUUUAUACCAACCUUCAACAUCGAGCCCGAAGUCUUGCAGCAGUUUCUGUUCGAAAUCUAUCGCAGAUACAACAACAUCCCUUUCCACAACUUUAAACACUGCUUCUGUGUGACCCAGAUGAUGUAUGGUUUGAUCUGGCUGACUGACCUGAGGAGUAAGAUGGACAGCAUUGACCUGCUGAUUAUGCUGACCUCUGCAGUCUGCCACGACCUCGACCACACGGGAUACAACAAUGCCUAUCAGAUAAACGCUCAGACUGAACUCGCUCUGCGCUACAAUGACAUCUCUCCUCUGGAGAACCACCACUGUGCUGUAGCUUUCGAGAUACUGGAGAGGACAGAGAGCAACAUCUUCAGGAAUCUGUCCACGGAUCAGUACAAACGGAUACGAGAGGGGAUCAUCAAAUGCAUUCUGGCCACCGACAUGUCGAGGCACAAUGAGGUUCUCAACAAGUUCAAGUCCAUCCUUCCAGUGUUUGACUUCACCAACAAGGACCACAGAGACGUGCUAAUGACGAUCCUGAUCAAAGUGAGCGACAUAUCCAACGAGGCCCGGCCCAUGGAGGUGGCUGAGCCCUGGCUGGAUUGUCUUUUACAGGAAUUCUUCAACCAGAGUGAUGUGGAGAAGUUGGAGGGCCUUCCCGUUACCCCCUUUAUGGACCGGGAUAAAGUUACCAAACCUUCAUCUCAAACAGGCUUCAUCAGAUUUGUUCUUCUGCCUCUCUUCAUCGAGCUGGCCAACCUCUUCCCCUGCCUGGAGCAACACAUUAUUGAUCCCGUCCGGAAAGCUCUCGACUACUACACAGAGAUGGAGAAAGCUCUGGAGACGGAGCAGCAGAACCGGGCUCAGAGCGAGAACGCAGCCAAGAGCAAGGAGGCAGCGGGAGGCCGACAAGACAGCCAGACGGACGCCGGGCCAGACACCUCGGAACCAGAGUCACAGUUAACAUGAAUGAUUUCAUAUCAGUUCACUGUCAUAUUGAUUAUUUGGUGGACUAAACG